This is a messenger RNA of Labrus bergylta (ballan wrasse), 1557 nucleotides long. It is a transcript of the gene gtf2f2a, whose product is annotated as general transcription factor IIF, polypeptide 2a. Gene Ontology annotation, biological process: transcription initiation at RNA polymerase II promoter; transcription by RNA polymerase II. Gene Ontology annotation, cellular component: transcription factor TFIIF complex. The record is from RefSeq and is a predicted model, not a curated record. Lineage: Eukaryota; Metazoa; Chordata; Actinopteri; Labriformes; Labridae.
UUGUUUUCUCUACGCAUGCGUGUGGUAGCCUUAUUGAAAAGCUACCAACAUUUUAUUAUUAAAAAAAAUGUCAGAAAAAGGAGAAGUAGAUUUAACUGGUGCCAAGCAGAACACGGGCGUGUGGCUUGUUAAGGUCCCCAAAUACCUCGCUCAGCAAUGGGCAAAAGCGACAGGCAGAGGAGAGGUCGGAAAACUUCGAAUCUGCAAGAAAGGAAACUUAGGAAAAGCAGAGGUGUCUUUCACUUUGAAUGAAGAGUUGACUGUGAUUGAGGGCAUUGAAGAUAAGACGGUGUCUGCACCUCGUGAGCACCCGUUCACCAUGCAGACAGUCGGAGGUCAGACGCUGGCUGUCUUCACUGAGAAUUCAUCGGGCCAGUCAGAAGAGAGAUCUGAUGGCAGCAGCUCAGUUUCGGGGGCGGGGGCAGGCCCAGAUAAAAUAGCCUUGGAGGGAGUGGUGGUGCAGAGAGCAGAGUGCAGACCUGCUGUCAGUGAAAGCUACAUGAGACUGAAGAGGUUACAAAUUGAGGAGUCCUCUAAGCCAGUCAGGCUGUCACAACAGUUGCAAAGUCCAGUCACCAACAACUACAAACCUGUUGCCAACCAUACUUACAAUCUUGAGUAUGACAGGAGAAAGAAGGAGGAGGGCAAGAGAGCCAGAGCUGACAAACAGCAGGUGUUGGACAUGUUGUUUUCUGCUUUUGAGAAGCACCAGUACUACAACAUCAAAGACCUGGUGGACAUCACCAAACAGCCUGUGAUUUACCUGAAAGAAAUCUUGCGUGAUAUUGGCAUCUACAAUGUGAAGGGAACACACAAGAAUACCUGGGAGCUCAAGCCAGAAUACCGACAUUACCAAGGAGAGGAAAAGACUGACGAAUAGUUUUCAGACCUCGCAGGGCUGAUACACCAUCUUCUUCAUUUGAUGGGGGUAACUCCCAAAUCAGGUCUUGAUUGGACCUUGGAGCUCUCACCUGAUUUCUUUACAUCAGGUGUGGAAACACACUGACUAACGAGGUGAAGCAGAGGUGGAGUUUUACAAAGAGAAGUUGUUGUUUCUUAUUGUUGUUUUGUAGGAUACAAGAAGAGGCGGCAUUAGGAAACAAAUUGAGGUUUUAUGCUGAUGUGCACCACAACCUCAUGGUAAAACAAAGUAUUUGAAAUAGUUGUGCCGUCCAUCCGAGGAAAAGGACGUCACAUUUGAAAAAGCAGAAGAUGCAUUCUGCUUUUUAACAUUGAUUUUUGAAAAUGGGUUUACUUUUCAAAGGAUAAACUUGUAAGCAGGUAGGAUGUGUUGCAAGAAAUGAUUCCCUGAUGUGUGAUAAGGGAUUUUCUUUUUCUUGACUUUUUCAUUUUAUUGAAGUGAUGUGCUUCUCUUAAACAACCUUGCAAGUUUCAGAAUCAUGAUUUUGGAAGAUUAAUUCAGCUUGAACUUGUUGAAAAUAUCUAAACUGCUAAUGUUGUAUUCCUUUUUAAAAAUCACGCUUCAGGCGCCUGACAAUUUUAACUGGUUUUACAUUUUGUUGACUUCUGUAAUAAAUGUUUCAAUAGAAAAAGUUA